Dipodomys spectabilis (banner-tailed kangaroo rat) is the source of this 615-nucleotide messenger RNA. RefSeq names its product eukaryotic translation initiation factor 1A, X-chromosomal. Bases 1 to 435 code for a protein of 144 amino acids. Gene Ontology annotation, molecular function: translation initiation factor activity; RNA binding. The transcript has a single exon. Gene Ontology annotation, cellular component: cytoplasm. Gene Ontology annotation, biological process: translational initiation. The record is from RefSeq and is a predicted model, not a curated record. NCBI's taxonomy places the organism in Eukaryota, Metazoa, Chordata, Mammalia, Rodentia, Heteromyidae.
AUGCCAAAGAAUAAAGGUAAAGGAGGUAAAAAUAGACGUAGAGGUAAGAAUGAAAAUGAAUCUGAGAAAAGAGAGCUGGUCUUCAAGGAAGAUGGACAAGAAUACGCUCAGGUGAUCAAAAUGUUGGGAAAUGGACGAUUAGAAGCAAUGUGUUUUGAUGGUGUAAAGAGGUUAUGUCAUAUUAGAGGGAAAUUGAGAAAAAAGGUUUGGAUAAAUACCUCAGACAUCAUAUUGGUUGGUCUCCGUGACUAUCAGGAUAACAAAGCCGAUGUAAUUUUAAAAUACAAUGCAGAUGAAGCAAGAAGUCUGAAGGCAUAUGGCGAGCUACCGGAACAUGCUAAAAUCAAUGAAACUGAUACCUUUGGACCUGGGGAUGAUGAUGAAAUUCAGUUUGAUGACAUUGGGGACGAUGAUGAAGAUAUUGAUGAUAUCUAGUUUGACUCAGCAUCUUACAUUCCAGUUUUUCUGAUUUGUCCUGCAGUUUGAAAUCCGGCAGUAACUCUUAAAGAAGAUUCAAAACUUAAUAGCAUGAUUGUAAUUUGUUAAGGCAGAUAGCCUUGUUACUAAGGUUCUUUAAAAACUGUUAACAUUAUGUUAAGACCACACUUAAUUUAA